AUCAAUCAUGGGAAUCGAGAGAAUUGCGCAUCGUCGAUCUUGAGAUGAAGGUGCAGAAGAACUGGGAACGAUGUAUGCAGAAUCUGAGAUGCGAUGCAGAUGAAAAAGAGGUGAUUUGGUGAGCAGGACGCGUUUUUGUGGGACAUUGUGCCCCUGUCAAUCAAAACAUCUCUGCCCCGCGACACGAAAUGCGAUGGGACAAUGGCCCCUCCACCAGUAACUCCGUCUCCUCAUAGAUUCGUGAUCAAGAAAGAAGCUCCAGUACGCAAAUCUACCCUUUCGCAACAGUCACAGCCUCAACAGACCCCGCGUCCAAGCACACAGCAGUUCAACACUACACCGCGAUUCAAUUUCUCUUCUACUCCUCGACCGACUGCAACGCAAAGUCUCCCUCGAACUACACCCUCUGCCUCUCGAUACCUGACACCCGCCUCAAAGAAGCACGAUGCUAUUGACGAAUCAUCCGAUGACAUACUUGGGGACAUCCACGACUCGAUUGAAACAGAUAACCAUAGGCUGAACUACGUGAACGAAUUCUCCGACGACGGAGAAGAAUACCAACUCGAAGAACGAACACCAAAACGACGGCGUUUGUCCGUCUCUUCAAUAAUAUCCCAAGACGAACCGCCAAAUUCAGACCCCGAGCUCGAACACCAAGAGCAGCACCGCGAACCAUCCUCCUCCCUCCCAAUCCUCUCCUCUCCCCCCAUCGCAGCAACAAAACGCCUCUCGACCACCGCCCCAAAAUUCCUGCCCCCGACUCCCCUCCCACCAUCAACACCGCUCCCUUCCACAGGAACAACCACAUUCCUCAAACCACCUCGCUUCAGACCCCCAGAUCCAUCCGAGCAAGCCCAUCCACACGCAGACCCACUACCAGAGCACUUCUCACCGCACCGAAAAGGGCAGAAAUACGUCCACGGCGGCUUAGCAGCCGAAGUUCAAGGCUGGCUUUUCAAUCUUGAGACUGCUGUGCCUGUUAAAAGUCUUAGUAGAACGGAAGAGAAAUCCGAAUGGUUGGUUAAGAUUGUGGUUGAUGAGGUUAGUGGGAGUUCGAGGAAUGGGUUUACGAUGGUUAGGGGACGACAGAUCCAUGGAGGGGACAGGGAGAUGGUUGAUACGGUUGCCGAGGCGAGGGUUUUGCUUGCGGGGGAGGGACAGGCGAUGGGGUUGCAGAGGGGAGAGAGGGUUGAGGCGGGGAAGAGGGUUGGGAUUAAGGGGCCGGUUUGGGAGGUUGUUGUUGAGGGGGUGAAGUGGGGUGUUGGUGUUGAGUGGAAGGUUUUGGAUUGA
Molecule: messenger RNA, 1290 nt
Organism: Mollisia scopiformis
Lineage: Eukaryota; Fungi; Ascomycota; Leotiomycetes; Helotiales; Mollisiaceae
Exons: 2
Coding region: 202-1290 (362 amino acids)
Source: RefSeq, a predicted model, not a curated record